This is a messenger RNA of Cannabis sativa, 3412 nucleotides long. RefSeq names its product probable disease resistance RPP8-like protein 2. Gene Ontology annotation, molecular function: ADP binding. Bases 97 to 2979 code for a protein of 960 amino acids. The transcript has 3 exons. NCBI's taxonomy places the organism in Eukaryota, Viridiplantae, Streptophyta, Magnoliopsida, Rosales, Cannabaceae. Gene Ontology annotation, biological process: defense response to other organism. The record is from RefSeq and is a predicted model, not a curated record.
UUAGUUAGUUGACUCUUCUCUUCAAGUCUUCUGUCUUCUUCUUCAUCAUGAAACUUUCUUCUUCUCCAACAACAAAAAUUCCAAUCUCAUCCAAAAAUGGCGGAAGGCAUAGUCAGUUUCGUGAUCGGAAGACUCGGAGACUUACUCAUAAACGAAGCUAAUUUCUUGUACGGAAUCCGAGACCAAGUUGAGGAUGCAAAAUCUGAGCUCCAACGAAUCAAAUGCUUUCUCGAAGAUGCCGAUGCUCGCGCCAGACACGGAGACAAGUCUCUUCGUCUUCAUGUAGCUGAAAUUGGUGAGUAUGCUUAUGAUUUGGAAGAUGUUAUCACCAAUUAUGUAUUGAAAGAAUCUUCUAGGGUUAGCAAUAGUGGUAGUAGCAGCAGUAGUAGUAGUAGAAUGUUCUCUUGUGGUAAUUUCAUCGAAUUUCACAAGGUUGGAUCGAGAAUUGAGAAGAUUUCAGCUAGGGUUUCUAAGUCAAGAUUGAGUUUUCAAUCUUAUGGGUUGGUUCAAUCUAGGGGAAAUGAUGAAGCUGCUACUAAUUUUUCAACUAGGUUAGAAUUUAGGCGAACUUUUUCUCAUAAUAUUGAUUCUGAUUUUGUUGGGUUUGAAGAAAAUAUUAAUGAAUUGGUUGAGCAUUUGAAGAAAAAAGGGAGAAAUUUGCAUAGUGUUGUGUCGAUUUGCGGUAUGGGUGGUCUUGGAAAAACUACUCUUGCUAGACAGGUUUACUAUCAUGGUGAAAUUAGGCGUUAUUUUGAUUGUUUUGCUUGGGCUUCUGUAUCUCAAAAAUGUCAACCUAGGGAUGUUUGGGAAGGGAUUUUGAUUAGGUUGACAUCUCCUGCAUCUGAAAGGAGAAGAGAGAUUAAAGAAAUGAAAGACAGUGAAAUCGCUAAGGCUUUGUUCAAAGUUUGUACUGAAAAAAGGUGUCUUGUUGUUCUUGAUGAUAUUUGGAGUUCUUCGACAUGGGAUUGCCUCAAGCUUGCUUUCCCUAAUGUUGGAUCAGACAGUAAAAUAAUGCUUACCACUCGUAAUAGAGAGGUCGCUUUCCAUGCAGAUCGAAAUAGCAUUCUUCAUGAACCCAGGUGCUUUAACAAAAAUGAAACUUGGGAGUUGUUUAUGAUGAAAACUCAUUUCGGAACGGAUGAUAUCGAUUCAGAGGAUUACAAGAGGAAGAAAAAGUUAGCAGGGGAGAUGCUUGAAUAUUGUGGUGGUUUGCCAUUAGCCAUUACAGUGCUCGGAGGACUUCUAUCUCGUAAACCAACUGCAGAUGAGUGGGAGACAUUGCAUAAGAAUAUUAAGACAUGUAUAAGGAAAGGAAAAAUAAAUGAGCAAGAAGACUCUAACUUUGGUGUCUCUUGGGUGUUGGGUUUAAGUUACGACGAGCUACCAUACUAUUUAAAGCCAUGUUUUUUGCAUUUAGCUUAUUUUCCGGAAGAUUUUGAAAUAAGGGCUAGAGAUUUGUGCCUAGUAUGGUUGGCAGAAGGCUUCGUAUCGAAGGAGGAGAGAGCAUAUGAGUGCUUAAGUGAAUUGGUUGAAAGGUGCAUAAUUCAAGUAGCAGAGUGGAGCUCAACUGGCACAAUUAAAACAUGUCGUAUUCAUGAUCUCAUGCGGGAUUUAUGCUUAGUAAAGGCUGAGGAGGAAGGUUUUUUGCAGCAUGCUGAUUUACGCAAUCAUCACGAGGUAACAAAUUUUUCCUCUUCCUCUGUUGGAGCUGCAACAAAUUUAGAGCCAAUUAAUAAGGUUCGUAGACUUGCGAUCUACUUGAACAACACCAGUGUUGAUGAAUUGGUUUCUUUAAUAAGACAUAAGGAUGGUUGUCUUAGGUCUCUUAUAUGCUUCAAUUCAGAACCAGAUACAUCCUAUGAGCAAGUGAUGAAGCCCCUGUUCAAUCAAUUCCAUUUGCUUAGAGUUUUGAAGUUUGAGAAUUAUACUCACGGUCAUGUUGGAAAGUUGCCUAAAGAAAUAGGGAAUCUUAUCCACUUAAGGCUAUUUAGUCUCAAGGAUACUUAUGUGGAAAAAUUUCCAUCAUCUAUAGGCAAUUUGAGAUGCCUGCAAACUUUAGAUUUGAGAGUUAAAAACCUGUAUAUCGACAAACAACUUCAAUCUUCAAAAUUACCACCUGUCCUUUGGAAAUUGGAGCAGUUGAGACAUUUGUAUCUGCCUCAAAAGUAUUUGACAGAAGCUGAGAGAAGCAAGUUUACAGUUACUCACAAUGAGAAUAUUUUGCGGUUGGGUAAUCUAACCAAUUUGCGAACAUUGGUGAAUGUUUCGGUUAAUUAUCAUUACUUGAAUGAUUUGGAGAAACUAACCAAUCUUACCAAAUUAAAAAUAAAUUUGGGGUCUUGCUUCCGGGGCACAAGAAUUAAAUUUAUCAAUCUUAGAUCUUUAUCCAUUUGUUAUGAUGACAUCAUCAUCGAGAGCGAAGAGUACGGUACAAUAAGACGAGGAGUUGAAUUCUCCCACCUUGAGAUAAUACUUCUUCUACUGAGCUGUCCUCAACUUCAUAAACUGCAUCUGCAAGUUUCAAUGGUGAAGUUACCAGAAGAAAAUCAGUUUUCUUCAAAUCUCAUCAAGCUAACGCUGCUUCGAACUUGUCUCAAGGAUGAUCCAAUGGCAACAUUAGAAAAGCUCCCGCAUUUAAGGAUUCUCCUCCUCGAUCACAAUGCCUUCCUCGGACAGAAAAUGAAUUGCACCAGUAAAGGUUUUCCUCGACUCGAGUCUCUAUCCAUUUGUUAUCUUUACGAUUUCAUAGAGUGGAAGGUGGAGGAAGGUGCCUUGCCCAGUCUUCGUCGCUUGCAUAUUGUAAACUGCUUAAGGUUGAGGACAGUUCCGGAUGGCCUGAGAUUUGUUGAUACACUCAAGGAAAUUGUGAUCAAACACAUGCUUAGGCAAUUCAAAAAGAAGGUUGAAGAAGGAGGAGAGGAUUUCUACAAAGUCCAUCACGUGCCUUCACUUGUAUUCACCAAUACUUUGGACUUCUAGCUAGCAUGGAUCGAUAAAAUUAUCGUCUGUAAGAGAAUACGUAUGUAUAAAUGAAGCUGUUGAAAAAAGAACGAGGAGUGUUUACCUCAAUAAGUGUCAUGGGGAAGAUCAAGUGAAGCUGGUGUGAAGUAAUAAUAAUAAAGUAGCUCAUUCAUUGUAUACUAUAGGGUAGGUAGCUCAUUCAAGUUUUCUUCUUGAAACUGAAGUUGUUUUGUGUCUUUAAGAUUAUGAACAAGCCUAAAUGAUGUUAUAGCUUUUGAACAAUUGUAUAUAAUAUGAAUAUGAUGAAAAUGUUGAUCAUCUCAUCUUCUUUAAUUUUAUGAUUGUCUUGUUGGUAGUGAUAUGCAAGGUCCUCUGUUAUCAUUACCUUGUGCUCUAUGUAUGUAUGACCUUAUUUAGUGUUGCUAUUGUUAUUACUAUUGGUAUCGUAUCA